Messenger RNA from Lycium barbarum (goji berry), 1012 nucleotides. RefSeq lists its product as uncharacterized. The coding region runs from base 82 to 747 and encodes 221 amino acids. The transcript has 6 exons. NCBI's taxonomy places the organism in Eukaryota, Viridiplantae, Streptophyta, Magnoliopsida, Solanales, Solanaceae. The record is from RefSeq and is a predicted model, not a curated record.
AUCAAUCGCAGCCACUGUUAACACACUUUGCUUUCUUCACUCUUUUACUCUCAAUUAACGUUUAGCUUCAUAGUUUCCAAGAUGAUGGGUUUAUUGAGAGUUGUGAUUAAAUCCAACCGUCCGAUUCAAAAUCAAGGGCUCAUAUUGCCUCUUAGCAGACAAUUAUCGACUCAAAUGGAAACACCUCAACAGGAGAGCAACUCAUCUGAUCCAUUCCUUCAAAACCCAUCUACUGGUUUGGUUUAUGCGAGAAUUCAUGGCAUCGGAAGGCAUACAAGGAAGAGUGACAUUAUUAGCAUGAUAGGGUCCUCUAAUUUGAGCCAAGAUGACGUUAGAUUCGAGUACAACGCGAACUAUGCUCCAGUUGCAGUGAUGAUUCAGUUCCCUUCUCGGAAUGCUUAUGACGCUUCACUUAGGGCAGUUCUUCGGAAGAGUCGCUUAUUUAGAAUGGAGAAGGCUGAUCGUCAGCAGUGGGACACUUUGCCACGCUAUGAUGGAAAAACUAUUUUAUUGCAAGGGGUCCCUCGGAACGCAGUGCCCGAUGAUGUGGAACGCUUCCUUGCUGGUUGCCAGUAUGAUUCAUCAUCAAUCCAAAUGUUUGCCAGACAACAACGAGCUUUUGAUAGACCACCAGCAAGAACAGUCCUUGUGGAGUUUCCCUCGCAUGCUCUAGCUACACAUGCAUUUAUUACGAAGAACAGAGGCUUUUGUCUUAAUAACCAAGUUGCAGUACGACUUCUUCAGUAGUCUCAUCCAUCUGCAAGAUAAUCUACUUUUUUGUUUCCUUGUUGGUGAUGUUAGAUUGCUAGGAUGUGGGAUGAUAAUUUUAAAUGUUUGGAUCAUCGGGCUGCUUGUCCAGUUUUCAGUCCUUCCGAAUGAGAACUAUUUUCAUUUACGGUAGAAAAAGCUGAGAUGAUAUUCAAAAUACUAUAGCCUUAUUUUGAAUAACAUUGCUUUGUGAAAACUGACCAAAAAAGAGAUAAUCUUUUGCUUGGAUUGUUUGAUCUUGCCA